AUGCCGCUCCUCAAGCGCAAGCCGAUAGUAUUGCUGCCUCUACCCACAGGCGCCACAGAUGGCUCGAUAUCACAGCAGGAGCAUGUCUUCUACAUCGACGAGACCGGCGAAGUCUUUCUCGACUACGACUCCUAUGCCCAGAGAGUAGCUUAUCUCCAGCAGCGCAUCUUCACAUGCGAGCACACGGGCAAGGCCGGUCUCGACUACUUCCAAGCAGUUGCAUCCGAGCGUGCCGAGUCCAAGCUCGUCAACGACCGCUUUCCAGACCAACUCAAGCAUCGCGUCCUCGCAGCAUGCAAUUUCUUCGUCUGCGGUCGCAUAGACAACCUCGUUGACAUGGUCUUCGAUAGACUGAAGGACCGAUAUUUCGCCGGCGAGCGCGUCGUUGUCGACCUUCAUGGUGACAAACUGUACGGCAAGAUCAUCAAGGUCUACCCGCCCAGAUUCAUACGCGACCAUUAUGGACGUAGCGAUCCUCUUCACGCCGACAGUAAGAAGCGCGCUUUCGACGACAUGACGACCAAUGGCACCGCUUCCACGUCUGAGCUGCCAGCCUCAGAUCGGUACGAAGCCAUCGCUCACUCUUUAGGAACAGACCUUUGGGCGUCCGCGCACGAGUUGAUCGAACACGAUCCUUCGUCAGAAUACCUCUACACCGUGCAGCUCAUGUCAAACGAUGGCGCUUUCAACGAAUCGCUCACAGAAGCACAAGCUUCCCAACUCGCAAGAGACCGUAACAACUUUUCCAAAGUCAUGCUCAAACGCUUCCUACGCGACUCAUUGCAGCGAGAUCCCGCUCUGGCCUCGCCCUGGCAAGUCAAACCUUCUCUCUGCUCUGCUUUCGGUCUGCCCCUCGCUCCUGACGACGAGAUCAAGCGCAAGAACGAAGCUGCGAGGGAAGCUAGUCUGGCGAAGAGGAAGAAACUUGACCCGGACGAUUUGAUCGAUGGCAAAGGGAAAGGGAAAUCACAGGGAGAAGCAGGCGCGAAGAAGCAGAUCAAAUACCCAAUAGAGGAUCUCGAGCUUGAGAUGGGACCCGCAUCAGACAGUAGAGAGCGCAACGGCCUGGCAGACACGCACGAGCCGGCGACAAAACCUGUGCCCCGUAGAGACAUGCCGGUCCCUCAGGAGCACAUGAGUGCGCUACUUAUGCAAUGGAGCAUGCUUCAAAUCUUCAGCGAGCCACUGCGAUUAUCGCCUUUCAGCUUAGAUGACUUCGGCGCCGCACUGCGGCACGAUGCCAUAGAUGUACACUGCGCGCUCACAUCGGAAAUCCAUGGCUGUCUACUCAAUGCGCUCUCUGUCGAGCCAGCGCUGGCUGUCUAUGGUACAGUCAGCUAUACUGCCGCAAGCCAGAUGCUGCCAGAGCUUUCAGCGGAAGCUUUGGGUGGUCUUCCGCCAGAUAUCGCGGAGGUCUACCUCAGGGCGGCAGUCUCACUUGGCAAUGUUUGGCCAAGAGCAGCCCAAUUAGAUCCUGAGAAGGAUCGCAAAGGCUGGGAGCACCAUCUCAUUGGCGCGAUCUGUCAGCGCGGAGGAAUAGAGACCCUGCCUCGGAUUGCCUCGAUCGUCCGACAUCUGCUCAGCUCGCUCGACGACGACCCAGAAGAUAUACCAGAUAAUGCAGAGGACUGCUAUAUCGAACGCAAACCGCAAGACCGAUAUCCGACUUUGCCUCUGGCAGACAAGCUAUUGCUGCUCGGCUUUCUCAUCGACCUCGCAUUGCCUUCGCGAGCUAUCGUCAACUUCAUGAACGAGACCGAGAGCUACCUGUCAGAAUUGCGCAAGGAACGAAUUGAGAUCAACAAAGAAAAGAGACAGCUCAUUGCUGAGCGCAAUGCCAUGGAUGGCAAGAAGACGACGAAACCUAAAGAUUUGCCGGACGACGCGGAUGAUGAUGCAGUGGCCACGCUUUGGCCAAGUCAAGCCGAAGGUUUGGAUCUGGACGAGGCAAACGGCCUCGACUCUUCCAUCAGUCAUGACGCCCGCGACGAAAGUUUCGAGCCAGAACGAUCCAGUGAGCGCGAGCUUACGCCUCUGUCGAUGCUGGCUACGCCCGAUCCUUCGCCAGCUAGCGCCAAAUCUCGUGCGCAAGUAUUGAAAGAUAAGCAAAGAGCGAGAGAAGCGGAGGAUAAGAUCAAGCGGAAAGAAAUUGCUGCACAAAAGGCGGCAAACAAGGAGAAGCUGCUCAGCAAGAAGGGCAGCGAAGCUGCUCGCAGGCAACUCAAAGAAUCCUUUGAGGCUCUGUAUAGCCGGGAAGAAUCGCUCGAGUACGAAUGGCGACGCAACCGAGGUGUACGUGCCGUGAUUCCACUCGGCAAAGAUCGCUUUUACAACUCAUACUGGUGGUUCGACGGCAUCGGUGGACAAGCAUUGCGGAGCAGUCAAGGGGGACAUCUCUAUGGAACAGGACGACUAUUCGUCUUGGGCCCAAGUGGGAUCGACUGUGACUUGCUCAGCGAUCGCGGACCUUUGAAGAUCAAGUCAAGACGACAACGUGAAGAGGGCGAAGCUUUGCUCGAGACUGGCAUCUGGGGCUACUAUCAGCAAGAGGACGAGUUUGAUGCAUUGCUUUCCUGGCUAAACAGCAAAGGCAAUCGCGAGCUCUACCUCAAGCAGCAGCUCACAAAGUGGAAGCACUGUAUUCUCGGCGGAGCAGAGAAGCGACUCAAUGUUCGUCGUCGCGCCUAUGUUGCUUCUGAUGCUGAUGCCUUUGACACUAGGAUUUGA
Molecule: messenger RNA, 2727 nt
Organism: Mixia osmundae IAM 14324
Lineage: Eukaryota; Fungi; Basidiomycota; Mixiomycetes; Mixiales; Mixiaceae
Exons: 6
Coding region: 1-2727 (908 amino acids)
Source: RefSeq, a predicted model, not a curated record